AGAUGUUUCCAGGAGGGAGGACACGGCUGCAGUGAGGAGGCGACGGAUGAGGAAGAGCUGCAAACAGGCAUAGGUCGGCGUGUAUUUCCGUUGUGGUGUGCAUGGCGGUGGCACAGAAAGUAUGGGUUAUAUUGUUGGACUUGAUCGAGCGCCACAUCGGAUGAAAGUAACAAACGAAUAUUCUCUUCAUUGUUAGUGACGCGGUCAAGUGGUGAGGCUUGCAUAGGAAGAAAUGGGCCAAAGAAGACGGCAACAAGCGCUAAUGUCGCGUUGUGAUUUCUGUGCAAUUUCUCCACACGGUUUGGUGACACAACCACGAUUUAACAAAGUUGUGGCAGCCUGCACUUUUAGAAGUUGUAUAGGGGAACACCCAUCAUUUCUCCACUUUAUUUAUUCAGAACUAUAUGUGAUCUCUCCCUAUAUAUACUUACCUUCUUUCAGGCACCACCAAGGAACCAUACAAGCUAUAGGCACCAUCCAAGUAUCAAUGGAUAACAAUACUGUGCGCGGAAGUAGGAUGAAUCCUGCCGCUGGUGACGACGACGAGGGGACAUGGUUACAUGCGUGGGGGCUCAUCACGAGCUUCGCGGUCUCCAUGACCCUGAAAGCAGCAAUCGAGCUGGGCAUCUUUGACGCGCUCAGCAACGCCGGCAGCCUUGCGAUUACGGCGGAUGAGUUAGCCGCGCGGCUCCCAACCAUGGACAAGGCUGGCGGGUUGGCUCCAGUGGACCGCAUCAUGCGGCUGCUUGCCUCCUUCGACAUCGUCAAGUGCGUGACGGAGGCAGGUCCAAGCGGCGAGGUGAUCCGGCACUACAAGCCCUCGCCGGUGUGUCGGUGGCUCAGCAGCAACCACGGUGGCCCGUCGCUGGCGCCCUACUCUAUGUUCACUACGGACCAGGACUUCUUGAUGGCCUGGUAA
Aegilops tauschii subsp. strangulata is the source of this 919-nucleotide messenger RNA. The record is from RefSeq and is a predicted model, not a curated record. NCBI's taxonomy places the organism in Eukaryota, Viridiplantae, Streptophyta, Magnoliopsida, Poales, Poaceae.